This is a messenger RNA of Babjeviella inositovora NRRL Y-12698, 420 nucleotides long. RefSeq lists its product as uncharacterized. Bases 136 to 384 code for a protein of 82 amino acids. The record is from RefSeq and is a predicted model, not a curated record. The transcript has a single exon. Lineage: Eukaryota; Fungi; Ascomycota; Pichiomycetes; Serinales.
CGGGUCUGGAGAUGAGUUAGCCGUUGCGUCUUGGUAUUAUCCUGCGCAAUUGUCUAGUCUUAUCCGAAGCUCCGGCCAGGCCAAUAACUUUUCCAUCUACUUCUCGAAGUUUAAUGCGCACUAUUUCCAGAGAAGAUGCGCUCCGAGUGUCGAUCCUAUACUCUGCUAGUUUAUAUGUAUAAUACUUCGCAGGCCAGUGUUUUGAGAAGCGUAUGGUGGGGUGAUGUCUCAAUUCGGGGUGGGAUUCUGCUGUCUUUCCGAUCAGCCAAACUUGAAUGCAUUAACUCGCGGUACCCCUAUGGGUUACUAGAUCUGGAAAGACAUGUGACUUCAGAUUUCUCCAAAAUAUUAGGUGGCUAUGCUUUACAAUUGGCGUUUCAUUGAAAGUUUCCUAUAGGACUUCCUGUAGCGCAAAAAUAC